This is a messenger RNA of Fukomys damarensis (Damara mole-rat), 575 nucleotides long. It is a transcript of the gene Pvalb, whose product is annotated as parvalbumin. NCBI's taxonomy places the organism in Eukaryota, Metazoa, Chordata, Mammalia, Rodentia, Bathyergidae. Bases 56 to 388 code for a protein of 110 amino acids. The record is from RefSeq and is a predicted model, not a curated record. Gene Ontology annotation, cellular component: cytoplasm; nucleus. The transcript is spliced from 5 exons. Gene Ontology annotation, molecular function: calcium ion binding.
CACCAGCCCUGUUUCCAGUGCAGGCUCCAGCCCUCACCCCCACCCCAGUUGCAGGAUGUCGAUGACAGACUUGCUCAACGCGGAGGACAUCAGGAAGGCGGUCGGAGCCUUUACCGCUGCCGAGUCCUUCGACCACAAAAAGUUCUUCCAGAUGGUUGGCCUGAAGAACAAGAGCCCGGAAGACGUGAAGAAGGUGUUUCACAUCCUAGAUAAAGACAAGAGUGGCUUCAUCGAGGAGGAAGAGCUGGGAUCCAUCCUAAAGGGCUUUGCUGUGAAUGCCAGAGACCUAUCUUCUGCAGAAACCAAGACUCUGAUGGCUGCUGGAGACAAAGAUGGAGAUGGCAAAAUCGGGGCUGACGAAUUCUCCAGUCUGGUGGCUGAAAGCUAAGCGGUUCUGAUGGCCCCAGGCCCCACCUCUCUGCCCUGGACGCCCCGUCUCAGCCCCUCUUGUCACCCUCCUUUGUUUGGGUUCAGUUUGUUUAUGUUAUUUUUUACUCUCCCUGUCCCCUGCAGCCCUCAAACGACACCAUUCUUCUGGAAAAUGCUGGAGGAACAAUAAAGGCUGUACCAAUUGG